Molecule: messenger RNA, 2133 nt
Organism: Oppia nitens
Lineage: Eukaryota; Metazoa; Arthropoda; Arachnida; Sarcoptiformes; Oppiidae
Product: sodium-coupled monocarboxylate transporter 2-like
Exons: 7
Coding region: 123-1991 (622 amino acids)
Biological process (GO): sodium ion transport; transmembrane transport
Cellular component (GO): membrane
Molecular function (GO): symporter activity
Source: RefSeq, a predicted model, not a curated record
CUUAGGAAAUCAUUAAAUAUUUAUAUAAAAAAAAUCAUAAAUUAUUACAAUUAUAUAACAAUAUAAAGACUAGUAUAAUAAUUUAUCAUUUAGUUUAUAUUUUAAAUAAAUUAUCAAUAAAAAUGUCUAAUAAUUUCGGUGUCAUCGACUAUACGGUGUUCAUAAUAAUGCUAAUGAUAUCAUCGGUUAUUGGGUUUUAUUACGCGUGGAAAGACCGCAAUAAUACUAAUGAGGAUGAGUUCUUGAGAGGAGGUAAACACAUGUCUGUAAUACCGGUGUGCCUAUCAAUUAUGGCCAGUUUUUUGCCCAGUACUUCAGUUAUUGGUUUUCCAGUUACCGUUUACUUCACGGGCAGUAUGUUCUGGUUUGCAGUCAUACCGUCCAUUUUGGCGGCUGUGUUGGCCUGCGAAGUGUUUCUCCCGGUUUAUUAUAAUAUGAAUCUAACAUCGGUUAAUGAAUACCUACACAAACGUUUUAAAUCACAUAAAUUACAAAUUUUGGGUAAUAUAUCAGCACUUUUAUCAUUGAUACCUUUCUUUGGAGUUGAACUUUUUGCGCCGUCUAUUGCACUGUCAAUAGUUACAGAUAUAUCUAUAAACUCAAGUAUUUUGUUGAUCGGCCUAAUUGUCACAUUAUAUACAUCACUCGGUGGUCUCAAAGGUGUCAUUUGGACGGAUGUCUUCCAGUUUUCUAUCAUCUUAUUUGGUCUAUUGGCUAUUGCUAUCAGAGGCGCCAACAUAUCGGGAGGAAUGGCCAGUGCCUUCCAAAGAGCUCAUACCGGCGGUCGCAUUGAAUUCUGGAACAUGGAAUUCGACAUUUACAGUGUCAACUCAUUUUGGGUAUACAUAUUGGGCUUCGCAGUGUUGUGGAGCGGUACGUUCAGCACAUCCCAACUACAGGUGCAACGAGCCGUAUGUAUGCCAUCCAUGCGAUCGGCCAAACGGGCUCUGUACACCGCAAUUCCCGGAUUUAUUUUCAUGCUAUCGCUUAUGGUGAUCAUCGGUAUUGUUAUGUAUGCCCGAUAUUACAACUGUGAUCCUAUGGCUACAGGUCAGGUUACCCGUCCCGAUCAAUUAUUGCCAUUUUUCGUGUUAGACAUUUUUGGUGACGACUAUCCUGGUCUACCAGGAAUGUUUGUGGCCUGCAUUUUUUGUGGCUCUCUUAGCACUCUAUCAUCGGGUCUGAACGCAUUGGCCUCAAUCAUUUGGGACGACUAUGGCAAACAAGUCUGUUCCCGAUGGCUACGUCCAAGUUAUGGCAUAUACGCGACCAAAGUUUUGGCCAUUUUAAUUGGCAUCGCAUCCAUAUGUUUCGCAUUCGCUGUUAAAAAGACUGAUAAUAUAGUCGAGGCUGCGGUUAUGUUGUAUGGCUCAUCCAAUGGCCCGAUAUUUGGACUUUUUUGUUUGGGUCUAUUCUUCCCGUGGGCUAAUGCCUACGGCGGUGCGGCCGCUCUUAUUGUCGGCCAAAUCAUGAGCUUUUGGAUCACAAUUGGCUACGUUUCUGACAGAAGAAGUCCCCAAACAUUGGCGUUAGGAGUGAGUACUGAUGGCUGUCCCGAACUUAACAAUAGGACUGCACCACUAAGCUAUUUAACCAAUUAUAAGAUACCCCAAUAUUAUCCAACAGGUUUCGAUAGACUUCAUCACAUCAGUCCAUUUUUUGUUCCGGUAAUCGGCUUUUUAGUCAGUCUCGUAGUCGGUAAUGUGGUCAGUUUGGUCACUCUUGGCAACAAAAAUCGGGAUAUAGACAAAAAUCUGGUUUGCAAUCAAGUUUGCUAUUAUAUGGAAAAAUUGUUACCAAAAAGUUGGCGCAAAUUGACUGAAGAUCAGGUGACGCCACCGAAUGAGUACAAUGUCGUACAAACCAAUAUAAUUCGGUCAUUACAUUCGGUUAAAAGGGAUAAUAACACCGAAGCCGAUGAUGAAGUACCGCACGACGAGUCAGUCAAUAAUCAAUUUAGAAAUUCCGGCGACAAAACUACAAAAAUAUAAUUCUUGUGAACCAAAACAUCAACGACAACAACAACUUAUAAAAUAUCAAUUGCUAUCCAAACACACAUAUUGUCACUGAUCUCAUACUAAAAGUCUGUGUCAGACCAUAAUGUCAUCAAUAAAACAAUUCUUAAUUAAUAAC